Molecule: messenger RNA, 1408 nt
Organism: Sorghum bicolor (sorghum)
Lineage: Eukaryota; Viridiplantae; Streptophyta; Magnoliopsida; Poales; Poaceae
Product: manganese-dependent ADP-ribose/CDP-alcohol diphosphatase
Exons: 1
Coding region: 20-1144 (374 amino acids)
Molecular function (GO): 2',3'-cyclic-nucleotide 2'-phosphodiesterase activity; ADP-ribose diphosphatase activity; CDP-glycerol diphosphatase activity
Source: RefSeq, a predicted model, not a curated record
ACCUGUCACCCACUUUGUCAUGGCGCUUUUUUUAAUCCAGAAACGAGAGGCGCACCGUGCACCGGUGCAAGGGAGCGGUUCUUUUUGCGCCUCCAAAUCCCAUCCUCCUCCUCUGCUCCUCAAUCCGCAAUCGCUCGGUCGAUCCAUGCUGGCGCACCCGAACGGUGUGGUCCGGCCGUCGGCCAAGGAGCCGCUCUUCUCCUUCGGCGUCAUCGCCGACGUGCAGUACGCCGACAUCCCGGACGGCCGGUCCUUCCUCGGCGUGCCGCGCUACUACCGCCACAGCAUCGCCGUGCUCCGGCGCGCGGUCCAGAGGUGGAACGGCGAGAAGAGCGUCAGGUUCUGCAUCAACUUCGGCGACAUCGUCGACGGCUUCUGCCCCAAGGACAGGUCGCUGGCCGCCGUGCAGGCCGUGGUGCGCGAGUUCGACGGCUUCCGCGGCGGGCCGGCGUACCACAUGCUGGGCAACCACUGCCUGUACAACCUGCCCCGGAGCGAGCUGGUGUCCGUGCUGCGGAUGCCGUCGUCGGCGUCGGCGGGGCGCGCCUACUACGACUUCUCGCCGUGGCCCGGGUACCGGUUCGUGGUGCUGGACGCGUACGACUUCAGCGCCGUGGGGUGGCCGCGCGACCACCCGGUGUCCUUGGCGGCGCGGCGGUUCCUGGAGAAGCGGAACCCGAACCACGACAAGAACAGCCCGGCGGGGCUGGCGGGGACGGACCGGCGGUUCGUCAUGUUCAACGGCGGCGUGGGCGGCGCGCAGCUGCGGUGGCUGGACGGCGUCCUCCGCCGCGCGGCGGGGCGCGGGGAGAAGGCCGUCGUGUGCAGCCACCUCCCCGUGCACCCCGGCGCGGCGUCCCCGACGGGGCUCAUGUGGAACUACGGGGAGGUGAUGGACGUCGUGCGCCGCCACGGCGGGUGCGUCGUCGCGUGCCUCGCCGGGCACGACCACAAGGGCGGGUACGCCGUGGACGACCGCGGCGUGCACCACCGCACGCUGGAGGCCGCGCUCGAGUGCCCGCCGGGCACCGACGCGUUCGGCCACGUCGAGGUGUACCCGGACAGGCUGAGGCUCGUUGGAUCGGACAGAAUGGCCACCACGGAGAUGCUGCUCACCUCCUCCAAUGAGCUGGCUUCUGCGUAGAACCUCCCUGCAUGCUUCUGCUUGUACUAUGGACUAAUGAACACCGAUAUUUUAGUGUUUGUUUCUUGCUCUACUGCUGUCACCGUCGUUAGUGUUUGUUUCUUGUAAGUUUGCAGCGAACAGAGUGACAGCUGAAUCAUGGAUGAUGAUACCAACGAACCUAACUAAUGUACAAUCUAAAACAUGGGUCAAUCAGUCAGUGGCACGACUCGUAUCUUGGACUGUGUUUGGAACAACGAUGCAUACAAAUGACACAUCUAUAAA